This is a messenger RNA of Engraulis encrasicolus (European anchovy), 3182 nucleotides long. It is a transcript of the gene foxred2, whose product is annotated as FAD-dependent oxidoreductase domain containing 2. Gene Ontology annotation, cellular component: endoplasmic reticulum lumen. NCBI's taxonomy places the organism in Eukaryota, Metazoa, Chordata, Actinopteri, Clupeiformes, Engraulidae. Gene Ontology annotation, molecular function: monooxygenase activity; flavin adenine dinucleotide binding. The transcript has 10 exons. The record is from RefSeq and is a predicted model, not a curated record. Bases 97 to 2223 code for a protein of 708 amino acids.
AUGAGAGGCUGCGCAUCCAGCUGUUUCACACGGCGAUUCAAAAUCAAAAUACAAGAAAAUGUAGGGUUUUGCGGGACUUAAAUUCACGUUCCUCGUAUGCUAUGGUUGGGGUCGGUUACAUCGAAAGAUCAGAUGGAACUCCUUUUCCUGUCUCUCCUCUUCACUCUCAUCAGCUGUCACCCUGAGCACCAGCAGUGUGCUAACAUCACCCAUCACCAUGACUACUGCGUUCUGGGCGCGGGCCCUGCAGGUCUGCAGAUGGGCCACUUUCUGGAGAAGAAUGGACGAGACUACAUCAUCUUGGAGAGGAACAGUGGACCCGGUAGCUUUUUCAACGUGUACCCAAGACACAGGAAACUCAUCAGCAUCAACAAGAUCUACACCGGGAGGAGGAACCGAGAGUUCAACCUGCGUCACGAUUGGAACUCCCUGCUGAGUGACAGGCCGGACUUGCUGUUUCAGCGAAUCAGCCGGCAGCUCUACCCAGAGGCCGACGACUUCCCCCGGUACCUGUCCAUGUAUGUGAAGGAGCUGGGCCUGAGGGUGCGCUAUGGAGUGGACAUUGGGAAGAUACAGGCCACCAACCUGAACAACAAAAGAGGAUACAUCCUCACCGAUCAGCAUGGGUCCAUCUUCACCUGCAGUGUUCUGCUGCUGGCCUCGGGUUUGUGGGUGCCACAGCAGGUAGACUUUGUGGGUUCUGACUUGGUGGAGGGUUAUGAGUCCAUUCCUGUGGAUCCAGAGGAGUUCAGGGACCAGGCAGUUCUGAUUCUGGGCAAGGGCAACUCAGCCUUCGAGACGGCACAGAGCAUCAUGGGCAGAGCCAGUCGCGUGCACAUGUACAGCCCGAACCCAGUCAGGCUGGCCUGGCAGACCCAUUAUGUUGGAGACCUCAGGGCUGUGAAUAACGAGCUGCUGGAUACGUACCAGCUCAAGUCUCUGGAUGGCCUGGUGGAGGGAAGCCUGGAAGACAUCGCCAUUGUACGCAGAGAAGAAGGAAGACGGAAAGAAAAAAGGAAAGGACAGAAAGACAGGAGAAAGAAGACGAAAGGAGGAGCGGAGAGAGGACAGCAGCUGUAUCUGACGCUGACCGAGUUGCUGGACGUCAGCUCCAGGAACCGCAGUGCCAAAGUGAGAGCGGAGAACCUGCCUGGGCACUUCAACGACAACUUCUCCCUAAGACAGCCGUACGAUCGCGUCAUCCGCUGCCUGGGCUUUCGCUUCAACUUCUCCAUCUUUGAUGGGUCUGCGCGGCCUCUGAAGAGUAAAGGUGCCAGAGGGCGUUUGCCAGGAGUCACGGCGUGGUACGAGGGCCAGGGGAAUCCAAACAUGUUUGUGCUGGGCACAGCCGCUCACUCCCGCGACUACCGCUCCUCUGCCGGAGGAUUCGUACAUGGCUUCCGCUACACAGUCCGAGCAGUCCACAGAGUUCUAGAGCAUCGUCACCAUGGCAAUGCUUGGCCUUCCACCAGGCUCCCAGCCAAUCAGUUGCUCUCUCGGCUGCUAAAAAGGGUUAACGAAGCAUCUGGGCCAUACCAAAUGUUUGGAAUUCUGGGGGAUGUUGUUUUACUUCAUGGCUCCUACUGCGAGUAUCUGGAGGAGUUUCCUGUCCAGGCCUUGCCUGAGUUCCCUGCUCUCUCGGGCCAUGCUGUCCCAGCUAAGGGGCUCCUGGUUCUGGUGAUGCAGUACGGUCUGAACCGCACAGACUCUCUGGGGCUCGGACGGGCCCAGUCUGAAUGGACUCGCGCCUGGCGGUCCAGCUUUCUACACCCGGUCCUCUAUUACUAUGACACGCUUCCUGCAGAGGAGCAGAUGCGUCUGCGUCCUGCUGGUUGGCCACUGCCUCGGCCCAGUGCUGUUCACCACAUGAUUGAGGACUUCCUGACCGAGUGGGACCAGCCCGUCUCCCACAGCCAGCCCCUACGCCGCUUCCUAGAGCACUGCUUCCAGAGCGACCUCCGCGCCUUUUAUGCAGAAUCAUGUUUCCAAUUCUCUCUGACUCGUCAGAAGCCCCCGCUCUUCUGUCGCCAGGGUUACCUCAAAAGGCAAGGGAUUGUGGGUAAUGGUCAGUUAUUGCAGCGUGCUGAUGAUGCUGGACUCAUACCUGAGCUCCAGGACCCUGAGGCCUAUGAAGAAGAGAAUACACAGCUGCCACAACGCUACUUGGCACAUACCGGAGUUGGUGUGAGAUCAACCAUGAACCUUGACCUCGAUGGGCUUUGAUUGACUGACUGUUUGAUUGUCCAAAUAGGACCAAAGAUCUGUAACAAUGUGGACCUCCUCUACCUCCCGAAUUCCUAUUCUUAAAAGAGACGUUUACACACUAAAUUCACAUUUUGCUUUGAUUGCAUGUGUGUGUAUAUUAUAGGCUGACUACUUUUUGAUAUAAAGCAACAGUACACAAUAUUGUUGAUAAGUGCCAAAUAUGAAUGUCAAAAUAUGUAAAGUGGAAGUAUUUUUGUAUUUAUACAUUUGCUUUAUGAUUCCAUUUUUCAUGUAACGCUGCUGGGACAUAAUGUAAAUUAUAACUCAUUUGUGAAUUUUAUUGUUACUCUGUUCCAGUGUUAUGUCACUAAAGGCCUAUUCAUUUCACAAACAUAAAGGGAACAUACUCAAUGCAGAAUGUUCAGGUGGAAAAUAUAUUCAAUGCUUUUUUACAGAAUCCGUCUCUCUUUUUUUUACUCAGAUUAUUUACUGUCUUAAAAUGUAAUAGGCUCUAGAUAGACUACAAACUAGGCCAAUAUUUUAGACAAUAUUUGUUUACACACCCUGAUCAUUUAUUGAUUUUAAAAAAUCUGUUAUAUGGAAUUAUGAAACAGACUCAUGAUGAUUCUACUGCUGUCCACUCCACUCCAGGGGUAAUGUACUAUCUAGUUUAAGCAAUGUUGCUUUCACCUUUUAAUGUCAAUUACCUAACCCAGAUAGGCCUUUAGCCUGAAUAAUGAGUCUGACCCAUGGAAGAUGCAACACCUGUAUACAUUUAGCCUACACCGGAUGGGGGCAGGUGACUCUGUGCGGGCCCGCGUGUUCAGCAAGCAUAAACACUGUUCACAUCACUGUAGCCUACUGUUGUGGCAUUGCGCAGUGUCCUGACAAUGUGGUGGUGUGGAUUUUAUACAAAUAAAUAAAAGAAUAAUUGUUGUUUCACUAAGUGGUCAGAUGUAAGACCUGCCCCACCCCCU